CAUGUCAGUGCCGUCAACAUUGUUGACGUUGGCUGAGCUGUCAGUGUGCAGAUAGCAGUGCAAGGAAUUUGUUGAUCCUUUUUGCCGGCUGGCGAGUAUUAUUCUAGCGCUCUGGCCAUAGAGACAAUGGCUGGUGCCUUGGCUGCUUCCACAUGGACCACAAUGAAGACGCGCAUUACUGCGUCUGUGCGCACCACAAAUCGCAUGAAUGCUUUGCUAUCGGAGUCGAUGCUGAUACGACGGCGGGCGCUGCAGCCAGCGACGGGCAUUGGGGAGAGCGAGGGAGGGGCCGUGGGUGAGGAUGGGGAGCGCAAGGAGAGGCCGAAAAAUGAUUGGAAAUUCUUUCACACCAAUUUCAAUAUGGAACGUGCGCACAAAAUCAUCGAAGAUUGCAUUGAGGAGCGUCUGCUGUGGGAUCGCUUCAGUCGCAAUUACGACUCUUGGCGCGCGCUGCAAUUGGUGGAGAGUCUGGCGGCUGAGAUACGCGAUCGGAUCAAGAAGUUAAACCACAGACGUCAUCGCAUUGUCUGUCUGCUGUCGCUGGUGGAGAAACAGAAUCAGGGCAUCUACCAGCGCAUGGUGCAUCUGAUGGACGAGAAGCGCGAUAAUUUUACACAACUUGUUUUCGAGCGACCCACGUACUUUAUGAUUGUCGUGCUCUAUUUGGUGUACCAGGAUUAGCGACAAAAAGCUUUGAAAAAGCUUUUAGUUUAGCCAAUGCACAAACCCAAAAAGUAAACACACACACAGUUUGUAAUAUUUAGUUAGUUAUUGUCUU
Drosophila busckii is the source of this 778-nucleotide messenger RNA. RefSeq names its product tctex1 domain-containing protein 2. Gene Ontology annotation, molecular function: dynein intermediate chain binding. The coding region runs from base 127 to 681 and encodes 184 amino acids. Gene Ontology annotation, biological process: microtubule-based movement. Gene Ontology annotation, cellular component: cytoplasmic dynein complex; cytoplasm. The transcript is spliced from 3 exons. NCBI's taxonomy places the organism in Eukaryota, Metazoa, Arthropoda, Insecta, Diptera, Drosophilidae. The record is from RefSeq and is a predicted model, not a curated record.